This is a messenger RNA of Monopterus albus (swamp eel), 9517 nucleotides long. Its product is annotated as slit homolog 1 protein-like. Gene Ontology annotation, biological process: axon guidance; negative chemotaxis. Gene Ontology annotation, molecular function: heparin binding; calcium ion binding; Roundabout binding. The record is from RefSeq and is a predicted model, not a curated record. NCBI's taxonomy places the organism in Eukaryota, Metazoa, Chordata, Actinopteri, Synbranchiformes, Synbranchidae.
CUGUAUGGCUGCACGGGAGAGAGAGAAAGCACAGAGCACAGGAGAGUAGAAGAAGAGCAGGCAAUUGGACGGGGCUCUAAAGCUGGGGACAAGAAGAAGAGGACGAGGAGGAUAUACUUGUCUUUUAUACCUUCUCUGAAAGGCCACUUUUGUAGCUCUUCAGUCCCAGCUGAACUUCACCUGUUUGUGCUGUGUGUCUCAGCAUUUCACUCACUGCAUUUCAAGCAUUUUUGUCCACUUUUAAGGGAGAUAUCACCGGUGGUGGUUACUCAUUCUGAGGUGAAGGGAUAGGAUCUGUGCUGGUUUCUGCAGUGUCGUGGAACGCCGCAGGAUGCCUGCUGGGAGAAGCUGCAGCAGAGCCAGGGCAGGAGGCAGGAGGAUGGCGGCAGUGGCAGCGGCCCCAGGCCAGGAUCUUCAGCCUGGCCUCCGGAUGAUGCUUGCUUGGGGCAUCCUGGUGGUGCUGGCAGGACGGGGAGGUGCGGUGGCGUGCCCUGCUCCCUGCAGGUGCCUGGGGAACACGGUGGACUGCCACGGCCUGGGGAUCCACUCCGUACCCAAAAACAUCCCUAAAGGAACUGAGAGGCUUGAUCUGAAUGGAAACAACCUGACAGUCGUCACCAAGACAGACUUCUCUGGCCUCAAACACCUCAGAGUCCUGCAUCUGAUGGAGAACCAGAUCAGUAACGUUGAGAGAGGAGCUUUUGAUGAGCUGAAAGAGCUGGAAAGACUUCGCCUCAACAGGAACCGCCUCAGCCAGCUUCCAGAGCUGCUGUUUCAGAAGAAUGAAGCCCUGUCUCGGCUGGACCUGAGUGAAAAUGCCAUUCAGGUCGUCCCACGGAGAGUGUUCAGAGGGGCCACGGAGCUGAAAAACCUUCAGCUGGAUAAGAACCACAUCAGCUGUAUCGAAGAGGGCGCGUUCAGAGCUCUGCGAUCUCUGGAAGUACUCACUCUCAACAACAACAACAUCAGCACUAUUCCAGUUUCUAGUUUCAACCACAUGCCGAAGCUCCGCACCUUUCGUCUCCACUCGAACUCCCUGCGCUGUGACUGUCACCUGGCCUGGCUGUCCCCGUGGCUGCGACAGCGCCCGGCAUUAGGCCUCUACACUCAGUGCAGCUCUCCUCCCACCCUGAGGGGCCUCAAUCUCGCAGAGCUGCGUAAGAGCGACUUUGCCUGCUCAGGCCACAGUGGCAGCGCGUUUGUUCAGCCGUGCAGCCUGGCGUCCGGCUCCUGUCCUCCCAUGUGCUCCUGCAGCAACAACAUAGUGGACUGUCGAGGGAGGGGCCUCACCGCCAUCCCCGCCCACCUGCCUGAGGCCAUGACCGAGAUCCGAUUGGAGCAGAACGGCAUCAAGUCGGUUCCUCCAGGCGCCUUCACCUCCUACAAGAAGCUUCGACGAAUAGACCUGAGCAACAACCAGAUAUCCGAGAUCGCUCCAGAUGCUUUCCUCGGCCUCAGGGCUCUCAACUCGCUCGUUCUGUAUGGUAAUAAGAUCACGGAGCUGCCCAGCGGUGUGUUUGAUGGCCUGGCCUCUCUGGAGCUGCUGUUGCUGAAUGCAAAUAAGAUCCACUGUAUCAGAGCCACGGUGUUCAAGGAUCUGGAGAACCUGGCUCUGCUGUCACUGUACGACAACAGGAUCCAGAGUCUGGCCAAAGGCACUUUCAGCUCCCUGCACAGCAUCCAGACCCUCCACCUGGCCCAGAACCCCUUCGUGUGUGACUGUAAUGUGAAGUGGCUGGCCGAGUUCCUGCGGUCAAAUCCCAUAGAGACCAGCGGCGCACGCUGUGCCAGCCCUCGUCGCCUCGCCAACAAACGCAUCGCGCAGAUCAAGAGCAAUAAGUUCCGCUGCUCCGCCAAAGAGCAGUACCACAUCCCAGGUACUGCAGACAAACGUCUGAGCCACGAGUGCAACAGUAAGCCGGUGUGUCCCGCUAAGUGUCGUUGUGAGGCUAACGUGGUCGACUGCUCCAACCUUCGCCUCACCAAGUUCCCUGAACACCUGCCCUCCUCCACUGAAGAGCUGCGCCUCAACAACAACGACCUGUCUGUGCUGGAGGCCACCGGAGCCUUUAAGGGCCUGUCUCAGCUCAAGAAAAUUAACCUGAGCAAUAACAAGAUCUCAGAAAUUGAGGACGGGGCGUUUGAAGGUGCCUCCUCGGUGGUGGAGCUUCACCUGACGGCCAAUCACCUGGAGUCUGUCCAAGGGAGCAUGUUCAAAGGCAUGGAGGGACUCCGCAUGCUGAUGCUGAGGAACAACAGGAUCAGCUGUAUUAACGGCAGCUUCACGGGUUUGACCAGCGUCAGGCUGCUGUCCCUCUACGACAACCAGCUGAGCACCAUCCUGCCUGGAGCCUUCGACACUCUGCCCAACCUGUCCACACUGAACCUCCUGGCCAAUCCGUUUAACUGUGACUGCCGUCUGUCUUGGUUUGGGGCUUGGCUUCGGAGCCGACGAAUCGUGACGGGAAAUCCUCGUUGCCAGGCCCCCGGCUUCCUCAGAGAGAUCCCACUACAGGACGUAGCUGCUCCUGACUUCCGCUGCGAGGACGCCUCUGUGUUGGAGGACAGCAGCUGUGCUCCAGGGCCUCAGUGUCCCAACCAGUGCUCAUGUAUGGACACGGUGGUCCGGUGCAGCAACAAACACCUCCAGGCCCUGCCCAGGGGACUCCCCCGCAACGUGACUGAACUGUAUCUUGAUGGAAACCAGUUCACCAGUGUUCCCAAAGAGCUGGCCACCUUCAAAUACCUGCAGCUUGUAGAUCUGAGCAACAAUAAAAUCAGCUCCCUGUCCGACGACUCCUUCUCCAACAUGAGCCAGCUCACCACCCUGAUCCUCAGUUACAACUCAUUACACUGCAUCCCUCCUCUUGCACUGGGCGGCCUGCGCUCUCUGAGACUGCUCUCUCUCCAUGGCAACGACAUCUCCGAGCUGCAGCAGGGCAUCUUCAGCGACGUGGUCUCCCUGUCUCACCUAGCGAUCGGAGCCAACCCCCUGUACUGCGACUGCCGUCUUCUCUGGCUGUCUGACUGGGUAAAGAGCGGCUAUAAGGAGCCCGGUAUCGCCCGCUGUGCCGGCCCUCAUGGCAUGGAGGGCAAGCUGCUGCUCACCACACCCGCUGACAAGUUCCAGUGUCUGGGUCCUGUGGAGGCGUCUGUUCAGGCCAAAUGCAGCCCAUGUGUGUCCUCCCCCUGCCAGAACCAGGGCGUCUGCCAGCUCCACCACACACAGCUGUACACCUGCGCCUGCAAGGCCGGCUUCACGGGUCAAAACUGUGAGACUCCAGUCGAUGCCUGUGUCAGCAAUCCCUGCACCAAUGGAGGAACGUGCCUGAGUGACGAGCAGACCAGAGGGUUCAGCUGUGCGUGUGCAUUUGGUUUUCACGGUACGUUCUGUGAGGUGAACAUGGACGACUGUCAGGACCACGGAUGUGAGAGUGGCGCCACCUGUGUCGAUGGAGUUGGCAACUACACCUGCCUGUGUCCUCCAAACUACACAGGUCUGUUUUGUGAGGAAGAGGAGGGUGUGUGUUCUCCAGGCAGAAACCCCUGUCAGCAUCAGUCCACCUGCAUCAGCACUCCUACUGGCCCCAGGUGUGUGUGUAUCCCAGGCUGGGUGGGGCCAGAAUGCAGCAUCGAUUACAAUGAGUGUGUGGAUCAUCGCUGUCAGAACGGAGCUCAGUGUGUCGACCAUCUGGACGGCUACAGCUGCGUCUGCCCGCAGGGAUACAGUGGUGAGUUUUGUGAGGUGGUGCUUCCUCCCCCUUCGCCUUGCCAGCUGGCUCGGUGUCAGAACGGCGCUCCCUGUGAGGACACGAGUGGGAGCGCGGUGUGCCAGUGUCUGCCAGGCUUUGAGGGUCCGAGCUGUGAGAAGCUGGUCAGUGUCAACUUUGUCGACAGAGAUUCUUACGUUCAGCUUCAAGAUGUGAAGAACUGGCCUCAAGCCAACAUCACACUGCAGGUGUCAACAGCAGAGGACAACGGUGUCUUGCUCUACAAUGGAGACAACGAGCCAAUCGCUGUGGAGCUCCAUCAGGGUCAUGUCAGGGUCACCUAUGACCCUGGGAACCAGCCAGCCACCGCUAUCUACAGCCCUGAGACGGUAAAUGAUGGGCGUUUCCACACGGUGGAACUUGUGACCUUUAAUCAGAUGGUUAACUUGUCAGUGGAUGGAGGUGAGCCCACGACCCUGGACACAGGGUGGAGCCAGCCAGGAAUAAGGGAGGCUCCUCUGUAUGUGGGAGGUAUGCCUGAAGAGGUGAUGCCUGCUACUCAGGGCCUCUCCUCUCAGAUCUUCAAUAUGUCCAGUUUCCAUGGCUGCAUCAGGAACCUCUACAUCAACCAUGAGCUGCAGGACUUCACCCGAAGCCACAUGAAGCCAGGGGUGCUGCCGGGCUGUCAGGCCUGCCGCAAGUUCUACUGCCUGCACGGCAUCUGCCAACCCAGUGCUGCGCAGGGUCCCCAGUGUCACUGUCACUCAGGCUGGAUGGGAGAGCACUGUGACCAGCCCAUAACAGGGGGCCUUACUGGAGUGGAUGUUGUCACCAUGGCAACUGGUGUCAACCCAUGUGAUGGCAACAAGUGUGUGAAGGGUGUGUGCAUGGCGCUGGAUGCACAGACGUACCGCUGCGACUGCCAGGACGGAUACCGCGGUGCACUGUGUAACCUGCAGGGGGAGCCUGCAGCUUUGUGUCAGGGCCUGCAUUGUGUGCAUGGCCAGUGUCAGCAGACAGAGGAAGGAGAACACUGUGUCUGUGAGCAGGGAUACACCGGGCAGAGCUGUGAUAUAGAGUCCCCGUGUCGAGGCGAGCCUGUCGGCCGCGCAGGACCCGAGCCAGGCGGCGCUGCCGCCUCCUGCUGUGCUCCUCUGAGGGUCCGGCGCCGGCGGCUCAGCUUCGAAUGCAACAAUGGGACCUCAUUUAUGCAGGACGUGGAGAAGCCUGUGGAAUGUGGCUGCAAGGAGUGUGUGUAGUAGUGUGGAUGAAUUGGUGUGCAGAUACACACACACAGGCACAACACACACCAAGCUAAAGAGGUACACACACUGUAGGGACUCUGUCACUGAUAAAGGACAUUUUUUUGUUGUUUGUUUUGACGUGCUUUUGCGCCCAGGUGUAAUUUUGUAACAUAAAACAGUUCUUCCCUCUCCAGACAUGAAACCAACGAGUCAACCUCAUCGUCAUCUUCCUCUUCUUCGCCUGCUGCAGGAGAACCUGCACACUAACUACCUAAGUCCAGCUCAUUAUUCAUGCUCACGUGUCAACAAGCCUCCAUAUGCCUCCUCAUGUGUUUAUGAUGUUUGGCUGUUUCAGUGCCGCUCUUCAUUCGUUCAGUCGCGUCGGUGAGCAGUGACCUGUGGCAGGAAAUAAAGAUCCUAAUUUAAGUCAUUUAUAAAUUAUAAGGUUUCACAGUCAAAUAUGAUGAAUUAGAAGUCGCUCGGGUUUUCUCAGCAAGAUCUUCAGACUUGAUGUGCAGGCAUUUGUCAGCAGCAGCACUGAGAUCUGUCAGUGUGAUGACGGAGGGGCCUCCUUAUGAGCUGAGGCUACAUUUUAAAGUGUUGCUUGUUUCAGACAUGUCUGCUCCUUCAUGUCUCUACUACACUGGUGAGGCCCUAAACACCAUUUUUUAUUCUAUACGUUGUGGCUGAAGCUGUUCAGCAGUGACCAGAGUCAGGUUUACACAUUUCAACAGCAGACGUUAUGUACUGAUCUCUCAAUAACCAGGAAGGUGAAAUCCUCAAACUGUCAUCAGCCUCGCAGAAUUUUGUAGAACGAGCAUGAUGUCUGAAACACAGAAUGUGCUGUGGAGGCGAAACAAUGUGUCUUACAACAGAUGCACAGCACAGGGACUGUAGAUAAAGUAACUGCAAGUUAAAUAUGAUAUCACGGACAAGUACAGAAAUGUGAAUUCAGUAACUAGUAGCAGACUAUUGUAAGGAGCGCUCUUCACUUUGAACAUCAGUCAUGUUGAUCAGGAUCAUUUCUUCAUCUGAGUUGACUUAUUACUUACAAAGGAACUGGUUUCCUCCAUAAUGUGGCAUAAAUUUGACAAUGUUUUGUAAAUUCAGUGUAGACAGAAAUUUCACAAAGGUUGUGGCUUUUGGGUUUUGUUCGCUUAAGAUUAACAAACAGGUUGAAACAGAAACCUUUGCUGAUGGUAGACAUGUUUAAAUUGUAAAAUAAACCCAGGUCACUGAGUUUAAGGUGGAAUCUGAGCUCAAAGAAACAGUCACUCACCAUCUUAACAUGAUUUAAAUGAUUGUAUUCAUUCCUCUUCCAAACUGACUUCACACAUAUUUUAAUACCAGGAAACAACUAAAUCUGAUGAUAUUCAAUGUUUGCUGACAUCAUUUAUUGUCAAAUCGCCACAUAAGUUGUGUUUUGUUUGGUUGGUUAAAUGAAUCUUUCCAUUUCAAUUCAAUCAUGACUGGAAAUGUGUUUUAAAUGUAUGGAAUCAAUAAGAAAACCUGUGUUGAUUGGCCACCGCCCAUCUGCUCAAUCCGCUUGCAUUUAAAUAGAAGAUACUCAGUGCAUUAAAGUUUAGAGAAAGGUCAGGCUGCUGUGUGCAGACUGUCUCUAGUUGGGCCCCUGAUGAUACAUCACUAAGUCACGCCCCCAACUUUACGCCACUCAAGUUAGAGGGCGAGCCGUCGCACCAAAAACACCGCCAAAAACAGGAGAAGGAAGAAUAGGUUAGCUACUGUUAUCUUAGCCUGCUAGUGUGUGAGUGAGAGAAAGUAACUACACAUGAUAAUGCACACAUAGUACACGUUGUAAAGCAGAGGGUUUUUGUUUAGGAUGAAUGUUACUACUUAUAGCCAUAAUAUUACUGUCUGCACACCUAAAAAAAACCCAUAUAUAGUGUACCCUGGAGUUAGACUUUAUCUCAGAUGACCCUUUGUGACGGGGAGCUGAAGCCGUCACGUUGCUCUUUUUAAAGACACCAGACUCCAUUGACAGCAGUAAUUUUACCUCAGAACACAGGAGUUGCUGGUCUGCUGCUGCUGUUUUGUUUAAUGAGUCUGAUGGCUUUGAAGAGAGCAUAGAUUGAUAUAUUAGCUUUAGUUCUUUGUCCGACAGGAAGGUAAUGCAGUGAAAAUAUAAUAUAUUAAGAUAGGAGUGUUCUAAAUGUAGUGUGCACUUAUGCAUCUGUAGCUUCACCACUGCUAAAUGACUGGCAUGCUAAACCUGUUGUAUGUUCCAUUGUGCUUAAAAAAAGCUUUAAAAAAAUAGAAAUAGCAAUAUCAUGGGCCACCAUAGGGGUGUAACAUGAGUGACAUAACUUCAGGGACCUAACUUGAGGCAGACUGUUGAAGGUUUAUGAUACAAGACUGGAAUAUUGUGCACCACACUAGCAGGAUGCCCGAGUGUCUGUAGAGUAAAUCAGAUUCAUCCUGACUAACCUGCGAUAUUUUCACCAUGUCAGCCCCCCAGUGAGGUUUACAAGAAGCAUUUCAUUAAUAUGCCUGGCGACAGAACAAGUCCACUGAGAUCUAUCAGGUCUCUUCAUACUAACAAUCAGCACAAACCAGUGUGUGUGAGCAAACAUCUGCCGACGUCCGUUAACAGUUUGUUUAACGUUCAUGAAUGAGACAUGACGUUGGCAGCGAGCUGUCACGCUUGUUCCACUUCCUCCAAGACGACAUCAAUACGGCCUUCGGGGUCAAAGGUCACGGGGUUCACGGGGACACCAGAGGGGUUGUGAAACGUUUCCAUCGCUGCUCGCCAGACGCCCUUUCACCCGGUUUAGACUAGUAUGCGGGUAGGAGUGUGCGUGUCUGUUAUUGUUCUUCCAUCUUUGUGAGGACCAGUUUUUAUAGAGAGGAUUUUGUCCGGUCUUCACUUCUUCAGAGGGCAGCUCGAGGGUUAAGUUCAGGAUCAGGUUAAAGUGUUGGGGAUUAAAGCUAAAUGCUUUGUCUGUGCUGGUCAAAGCUGUAGCACAGACUGGUGAUGAAGGUAAAGCAUGAAAAGUUGACAUCUGCUUAGAGUAUCAGUGUUUUUUUUGCUUAUUGUUUAAUCUGAAAAUUCCUGAUUUAAAUAAUAAUUUUGCAAGUUUAAGGCUAUUUUGUUUAGUCAAGAGGUUAAAAGUUAAUGUAAGAGGCAAUAACAGUGCCUUUGCAAGUGUUUGCUCCUUAAUCACAAGUCCUGUAUAUUUAACCAUUGCAUGCUAUUUAGUUUUAGAGUUUUGUUUCUACAAGAAUUUGUCCAGGUUUCCAUUACUUUGCAUUUGUUUCUGUACAGUGUGAGAACCCUGAGGCAGUCAAGUGAAAUCUGUGAACAUCAAGUUGACAGAAUGUUUAAUCAGUUUAAACCAGACUGAUUAGUACAGAAGAGGAUUAGGACCACUGUACAAAAUAUAUUUGAGUUUGUCUGAAUUCUAGCUCGGUCUUAUUAAUUUAAUGAUCCAGUCAUUCAUCUGUUACUUGUUGUCUGUAAUUCACUGACUGCUGCCUCAUCACUAAAUUCUUUCCCAAGUAGGUUUACACAUUAUAAAGUGUUACAUCGAUAUAUCUAUCGAGGCAUUGUUUAUAAGUUCCUGAGCAUAAAAAAAGAAAUGCAUCCAUUCAUUUCUGAGAACAGGAAACCAGCAAAUGUUUGGCAUUUUUGCUUGAAAACUAUUAUUUAAUUUCAAUUGGCUAAAAUCUUUGCAGCUGUAAUUGCAUAGCAGCAAGUUUGGCUUGAUGACUAGUUGUUCACUGUAAUUGAUUUUCAUGUUGUAUGGAAAACAGCGCAAACUGGUUGCAAUAUGGUGCUAGUAAAUGGGCUAGACCGUGCAAAACCACUGGAAUGCUUUGACUUUUGAGAAAUCUGGCUUUUCCCCCCAAAUAAAUAAGGGUUUGUAGGAAAGCAUGUUGGCAUUCCUUAUUAUAAGGUAUAUUUUUAUCAGUACAGGCAGUUGUAUUUGAAACAAUACACAGCUCUAGGAAAGGGCUAGGGCUGGGUCACUGUCAACAGAACUCAUUAUAGGAAUGAGGGUCCUCCAACGUAUAGAAGUACAAAAAUGUGUGUGUAUUCGUCCCUGAUGAGCUUCAUUAUAUACAGUGUGUUCAGAUCAAACGCUUCCUCUCCCAUUUGCCACAAGAGCCAGUGAACGCAUCGCACAGAAAACGUAGCUUUUAUACAUGAUGACGUUAUUUAUAUGGACAUGAAACAAAAAUACAAGGUGUGUGAAGUUGUUUUAACUUGUUUUUUAGCCGUUGAGUUAAAUUUUCCACAAAAGCUGAGCUGUCUCAUGAAACAGAAUGAAACUAACGUAGCUUUGAUUGUUAUAACUGCACAGUACACGCAGUAGCAGCCUAACAGAUUGUAAUAUAUAUUAUAAACCUAUAAUGCAUUGAUUUUGUCAUAGUAUUUUUAUAUGUUGAAGAGGAUGUUGUCUCUGUAUCAUCUGUAGACUGUAGAGAAGUGUUUGUUUUCAGUUGCCAAAAAACGACCUCACGCCAUUCAUGGGAAUUUUACAAAAAAGAAAAAUAAACAGAUAAUGUUUGGUUGGUUUCGUCUCGCCUGAGUGGAGACGACAA